Molecule: messenger RNA, 1770 nt
Organism: Puma concolor (puma)
Lineage: Eukaryota; Metazoa; Chordata; Mammalia; Carnivora; Felidae
Source: RefSeq, a predicted model, not a curated record
AUGGUGGUAAUGGUACCCGAGCUGAACGUCAGGGAAGAAGAUAAAAAUGAAGAAGGAUUGUGCCCUCCUUUCUGGAAACUCUUCUUCUUGUCUUUGGAUUUUUGGUUGCCUAAGAGCUGGAUGCAAACCAAAGAAGAUAAACUCAGGGAGUUAACCCAUGUGUCAAUUCAUGCUGGCUCUUUUGAGGUUCAUAAUUCUGAGAAUAUUGUAUUAAGGAAUGGUUCUGAGACCUUUGAUUCCUGGAAGAAGCCCCCUCUGCCUGUGUAUGCCCAGUUCUAUUUCUUCAAUGUCACCAAUCCAGAGGAGAUCCUCAGAGGGGAGACUCCCCGGUUAGAAGAAGUGGGGCCAUAUACCUACAGGGAACUUCGAAACAAAGCAGAUAUUCAAUUUGGAGAUAAUGGAACAACAAUAUCUGCUGUUAACAACAAGGCCUAUGUUUUUGAACGAAAUCAAUCUGUUGGAGAUCCUAAAGUUGACUUAAUUAGAACGUUAAAUAUUCCUGCAGUGACUGCCAUGGAAUGGGCCCAGCUCCGCUUCCUCCGGGAGCUCAUCGAGGCCCUGCUGAAGGCCUAUCAGCAGACGCUCUUUGUGACACACACCGUGGAUGAACUGCUCUGGGGCUACAAAGAUGAGAUCCUGUCCCUCAUCAGUGUUUUCAAACCGGAGAUCUCACCCUAUUUUGGCCUGUACUAUGGGAAAAAUGGGACUAAUGAUGGAGACUAUGUUUUUCUAACGGGAGAAGAUAAUUACCUUGACUUUACAAAGAUUGUGGAAUGGAAUGGAAAAACGUCACUUGACUGGUGGACAACGGACAAGUGCAAUAUGAUUAAUGGAACAGACGGAGAUUCUUUUCACCCGUUAAUAAACAAAGAUGAAAUUCUUUAUGUCUUCCCAUCUGAGUUUUGCAGAUCAGUGUAUAUAACCUUCAGUGACUUUGAGAGUGUGCAGGGACUGCCUGCUUUUCGGUAUAAGGUGCCUGGAGAAGUACUAGCCAAUACCUCAGACAAUGCCGGCUUCUGUAUACCUAAAGGAAACUGCCUGGGCUCAGGAGUUUUGAAUAUCAGCAUCUGCAAGAAUGGUGCACCUAUUAUUUUAUCUUUCCCACACUUCUACCAAGCAGAUGAGAGGUUUGUUUCUGCCAUAGACGGCAUGCAUCCCAAUAAGGACUAUCAUGAGACAUUUGUGGACAUUAAUCCUUUGACUGGAAUUAUUCUAAGAGCUGCCAAGAGGAUCCAAAUCAAUGUUUAUGUGAGAAAGUUUGACGACUUUGUUGAAACGGGAAGCAUUAGAACCAUGGUUUUCCCAGUGAUGUAUAUCAACGAGAGUGUUCUCAUUGAUAAAGAGACUGCGAGUCGACUGAAGUCUGUGAUAAACACUACUCUGAUCAUCACCAACAUACCCUACAUUAUCAUGGCGCUGGGUGUUUUGUUUGGUUUGAUCUUCACCUGGCUUGCAUGCAGAGGACAGGGAUCCAUGGAUGAGGGAACCGCAGAUGAAAGAGCACCCCUCAUACGAACCUAACUGUGGCCCGAGUUUGGGGAAGGAACCGUGUGAGCUGUCCUAACCUGGACCACAACGUGAGGAAACUAUCCACGUCUUCAUGGGCAUGGUGCCUGCUGCAGAGAGGAGGGAGGAGACCCCGUGCUGGCAAGCGACGAGAGCAUUCCGGCAGGAGGUUAAAGAACAGACUGACAUGGUUGGCCAUUAGGCUUUAUAAAAUUGUUUUGUUUUUCAUGUGUCUAGCAAGUAUUUAAUAAACUCUUGUAUAGU